Folsomia candida is the source of this 1416-nucleotide messenger RNA. RefSeq lists its product as uncharacterized. Gene Ontology annotation, cellular component: mitochondrial inner membrane; nucleus. The record is from RefSeq and is a predicted model, not a curated record. Gene Ontology annotation, biological process: apoptotic DNA fragmentation. Gene Ontology annotation, molecular function: single-stranded DNA endonuclease activity; nucleic acid binding; metal ion binding. The transcript has 8 exons. Bases 565 to 1416 code for a protein of 283 amino acids. Lineage: Eukaryota; Metazoa; Arthropoda; Collembola; Entomobryomorpha; Isotomidae.
UAAUGGUGACAUACCCACGACUCAUCGGUACACACUGAUAUGUAUUUGCAUACACUAUACUGACACUUGUAAUUAGUAUGAAUCCGUACAAAAUUAGACUAAAAUUGUUACAAUUAAGUACACUUUGUUGACAAUUUAAAUCAUUUUUGAAACUUCUAUGUAACUGAUCAAGUAUGUCGUUGCUUGCGAUAUUUACACGGGCUGUUUUAUUUUUAACUCUCGGUGCUGGUCUUCAACUUGCAUUUAGUUCUCCUCUGGAGAAACCUUGCACCCUUAUUUAUAAUGGGCGUACAAUUCGGAUCGAAUUGUUGGAUAGGUCGGAUCCAGUGCCUGGUUUUAUUAGCCGUGAUGAAAACGUGGCAAUUAUUCUCAAAGGGAAAAAGAUCAGGGUGGAGUGCGUCGAGGACGACUACGUUUUCCAAGAGCUUAACGUUGGAAUACUGGAACUAGGCUGUUUUUCUGGAAAAUUAAAAAAUUCGGAUCACAUUAUUACUGCAAAUCUUGAUGCUGUAAGUCUCGACUGCGUUCAUUCUAGCAGGGCCCCAUUUGGCGAAUUGACUCGCAAUGGGACCUGUGUCACUGGAGCCACAAACAUUGAUGUACACGUCACUUCACACUCUGGCGAAUCUCGUCACCUUUACUCGGUCUGUUUUGACGAGAUCACGUCCACCACGUUGUACUCGAAAAGUAGCAUCGAUGGAAAAUUGCUCGCUUCAGCGGGGUCGGAAACCCGGUUAUUUCCAAGAUCAAGGAUUUUUUCCAUUCGACUUGAAAAAAGCUUACACACGGAAACAACAGAAGAUUACGUUGACAAAUUUGCUGGGAGCAAAAAAGUUUGCGGAAUAUGUGUCAAAACAUGGAGAAAGCUAUUUUCUUCAGAGGGGCCACCUUUACCCAAAUGCUGAUACGUUUUACAAAUACGAAAGUUGGGGAACUUAUUUCUUCAUAAAUGCCGUGCCGCAAUGGGGGAUUUUAAACUUGGGGAACUGGGAGGCGGUGGAGAUAUCAUUUCGCAAAAUGGCAACCAAAUUAGCAUCUCACGUCACGAUUUACACGGGAACACAUAAAGUUCUCACAUUAAAAGAUGGUGCCGAAAGGGACGUCGAAAUUUGGAUAGGAUUGGAAACAAAGGAUAAAAUUAAGCGACUUCCGGUUCCAAAAUUCUUGUGGAAGGUGGGCUAUAGUGAAGUAGAAGACGCAGCGAUUACCGUCGUGCAAAUAAAUAAUCCGUGGGAAUUGAAUAGAGACGAUUACCUUCUUUGUCACGACAUUUGUGACGAGUUGGAUUGGUUUAAAGUGACGAAACGUUUUUCGGUCCAGCAUGGAUACACGUAUUGCUGCGAUGUCAAUGCGUUACGAAAGCAAGUUAAAACUAUUCCAGAAUUUACGUACUCGAAAAUUUUAAAAACCUCUUAA